CAGGGCGAAGCUGCCGCCCCCAACUUCUGCCGGCGGGAGAUGCAAUGCAGAUGUUGGCCAUUGCUGUUUGCGGCUCUUUGCAAAGCGAGCGCCUCUCCCGGCAGCUGCCGUGGCCACUUUGCAGGCUGCAGUGACUGGUUGCAACGCGUGGCGGGGGGGGGGGGGAGACGACGUGCCCCCUGCUGCCCGGUCCUGCAAAAGAGGCGAGGGAGGGGGGUUCGCUUGCUUGACGCGAGGAAGUGCAAGGCUGCAGUUGCUUUAGGAAGUCAAUCGUUGGGGCCGGGGGACGCGUGCGCAGUGGAGACCCUGCCAGCCAGUUGUGUGUGUGUUUUUUUAACGCUUGCUCCCCCCCGUCCCCCCCCCCGCCGCUUUCCUCAAAGGGUGUCGAUUCUGGACCUUAAAAAAAGAAGCGAGGAGCAAGGCACGAAUGUGCUCCAGCCAGCGGAGAGGCUGCAGGGGCCUCGGAUGCAGAGAACGUGCCAACCGAUAAGCCGCAGGGGCCCUAGGAAGGGCAAGCAUCAGCGGGACGUGUGGCCAGCCAUUGGCCAUCAAAGACAGCCACAGUGGGCCACCGCAGCAGAACAGAACUGUCCAUGCCGACUGUUUAUGAAGCGGAGAAACAGUACCCGGAUCCAGAGUACCCGGAGAGACCACUUCCAAUGUCCCGGCAUGAGACCUCUCCCACAACUCUGCGACGGCCCAGCAACAACCAACGCUCCAACCCUUGCUGCUUUUGCUGGUGCUGCUGUUGCAGUUGCUCAUGGAAUGAAGAUCGGGAGCGGGCAUGGAGGGCGUCACGCGAAACCAAACUGGAGACCAUCCCAAACUGUGAAGCCUGCACCAAGCCAAGCACUGAGGAAGUCAAGGGCUGGUCCCAGUCGUUUGACAAGUUGAUGAAAAACCCGGCCGGCAGGAACAUAUUUCGGGAAUUCUUACGGACUGAGUACAGCGAAGAGAACAUGCUGUUUUGGUUAGCUUGUGAGGAACUCAAAAAUGAAUGUAACAAACAUGCCAUUGACGAGAAGGCGCGGGUGAUCUACGAAGAUUACAUCUCCAUCCUUUCGCCCAAAGAGGUCAGCCUGGACUCCCGGGUGCGUGAAGGCAUCAACCGCAAGAUGCAGGAGCCCUCCUCACACACCUUCGACGACGCACAGCUGCAGAUCUACACGCUUAUGCAUAGAGACUCCUAUCCCCGUUUCCUGAACUCUGCCAUAUACAAAGCGUUGAUCCAGAGCGUCUCUCGGUCGUCCUCGGAGUCCUAAACUCCUCUCACCAUCGUCGAGGGAAGCAAAAUAUGAAGCGAUGGUUCUCCUCUCAGACAGCAGGUGUCUCCUUUUUUAAAAAAAAAACCCGCAGCUCCCGCUGGGGUCUCGCGGAACCAAGAGACUUAAAAUGGCACCCCAGACGCGUCAGGUCCCUCGGUCCACCUCACUUCAGACUACAGCCUGGCUGUCCAGCCACUGGAACACUUGCUCUGGGUCUGGGUGCCCGGCCUCCUGCUGCCAGGGAGUGGGGCAACGGCACCCGCUGUCCCAUGAACCACAAACUCAGGCCUCUGCUUUUACUACUGAAUCCGUGCUGGCAAGCUGGCCCCAGCUGACCAGGCAGAAGAACAGGAGGACAGGAGAGAGCAGCCCGCUGGUGUGGGGGAAACGUGUGGGAACUUGGCACAAGGGGGAGAGGCCAACGGCCCCGUUCUCUGAAUGUUGUUCUUUCUUUGAGCUGUCUUUCCUCUUCCGUUUUCUUUAAAAAGAGCCGUUGCCAUGGUGUUCCUGUAGACGCUGAGAGAAAAUUCCACAUGGUUCAGGUGAUAACUGCAGUCAGACCAGUUUAAGAACUGGAAGGGUUGGGACGGCACAGAAGCCUUUUGCAGGUGCUUCUUGCCUGAAGAAGGGUUCUGUGCAGCUCGGAAGUUUUCUCUGUUUCCGACUUGCAUCUAUGCCAUCAGGGUCCGGGCCUCAGGGAGGGGUCUCCCACUCCUCUGAGGAGGGAAAACGGAAGAGUGCCUUGCUUCAGAGCUCUUAACAGGACCGACAGAGCCGUUCAGGGCUCCCACUGAAUGCCAAGUGUCCCAGUGGUGCUGUCCACAGCAGAAUGAACCUGGGAGUCAUCCCGGACUUUCUGAAACUCGGCCGGUUUAGCUGUGGGCCCAGGCUGCUUCCCCCACCCCACCCCACCCCGCGUUGACCACGUGCUGGCAGCACGGAGUGUGGUUGUGUGUCUGCACUAGGAAGACGGGAGACUUGUCUACAGGUGCACUCCAGGGCCUUUGAGGGUAGAGAAGCUUGGCAAGCCGCCACUCUGAGACGUCUGACCCUGGGGGUGAGGCUCCAGGAUUCAGGGUGGAUUUGGGAAAGGGAUGUGGAGCUCCUUUGCAGGUGGGAAAACUGGGCCAAAGCUUCAGCGGGGAGCAGCUCUGGAUGGAACAAGGGAAGCCCUAUCUUUCUAGCUACACGGCCACUCCCCAUGAGGCACAGUCAUGACAGUGGUGGGUCUCGCUUCUGAAUGUGCCCAACCGCCCCCAUCAGGCAGAAGAACUCCACUGCGCCGCCCCCGCCCGGUAGCACAGCAGCCGUCUCCCGAAGAGGCUUUGCUGGAGUGGGAGGGAGCAAUUCAGAGAGCCUCCUUCUCUCUCUCCCUCCCCCCCCCCCGCCCAGGUGUCCACCAGCUUAGGUAGGCUAAGCAGCUGUGAAGAGAGAAUGGGAUUGAAGAACAUAAGCACCACCCUGCUGGAUCUGGCAAACUCACACCCUGUGUUUCCCACAGUGGCCCACCAGAUGCCUUGGGAAGCCAUGCAACCAGGAGGUGGAGACAGCCCCUCUGCUGCUCCUCUGCAACUGGGAUUUGGAGGCAUCCUACCUCUGAGCAUAGGGAGGACAUGGUUGCCGUCCCACCAUUCGGAGUGCGAUGGCAUGCCUCUGGGCCCACGUUGCUCAAAAACAACCCCUCGGGGAGGGCUGCCCAAAGUAGCGCUUCUGUCCCUAUUAAGAGCUCUAGAGAAGGCAGGUUUCUCCCAUGACAUUGCCGUGAAAGGAAGCGCGAGCUGCCAGUCGAGAGACCAAAGUCUCGUCAUGGGUGGAAUAUGGCCGCCCUCUUCCUUUUCUACUGGCAGGGUUGGCCCAAGCAAAGUUCUCACCUGAAUCGUUUCUCAUUCCCUUCAAAUCCUGCAGCUGUUUUUCUGUCAUCUACCGUAAGAGAUGUGGCAUCAUCACUCUUCCUCCUCCUCCCCCCCCGCCCCCAAAUAAUGUUUAGCUCCUCUCUGUUGUUUUAUUCUGGGUGUCAGAAUUGUAGCAGAACAAUGCUCUGUCCAGGAGAAAAGGAGAAGCCCCAAAUUGCAGCCUGCUCCUCACUGCCCCUUCUUAAAGUGUGUGCGUGCGCACGCAGUGUGUGUACUGAACAUUGUUCCCUUUGAAGCUGCCUUCACCCAUCCACCUACACACACAUCCAUCUUGAAAAAUCCACUCUGUGACCAGUCAGUUACAGACUCUCUCUCUCUCUCUCUUUAAGGUAUUAUUUGCAGUUCUGUUGUUUCUGCUUGUAAUUCUUAUCACCUUGGAGUUGCAUAAGAAGCCACAGAUAUUCUCCCCCCCCCCGCUUCACGAGAUAGUGAAAUUAGAGGACAUGCAUCCACGUGGCUGGCUUCAAACAUACUUUUUUACCUGUGGAACUCUCUUCCACUAGAAGUAAUAAAAGCAAAUUGCAUAAAUGAAGAUAUUUCUUUAAAGGGCCUGACAGAUUCAGCGAAGAUGAGAACAGCAACAUGUCCCCUAAAGCAUCCUCUGUGCCUUUUGGAAUGCUGGAAUCAAAUGACGGGGAAUAAUAUAAUACUUAACAUCAGA
Hemicordylus capensis (graceful crag lizard) is the source of this 3839-nucleotide messenger RNA. It is a transcript of the gene RGS19, whose product is annotated as regulator of G protein signaling 19. The coding region runs from base 594 to 1262 and encodes 222 amino acids. Lineage: Eukaryota; Metazoa; Chordata; Lepidosauria; Squamata; Cordylidae. The record is from RefSeq and is a predicted model, not a curated record. The transcript has 6 exons.